AUGGAUACUCACAGAAACAGUUCUCCAGGGCAAAACAUAGAUCGAUUUAUUCCGAAUAGGUCUGCCAUGGACCUGGGAUUCGCUCACUGCAUGCUGACUCAACCAAAUAAAGGCGAACCUGCAGAUUUUGGAUCCUCUUGGCUGCAAAAUUCCAAGGCUCGACAAGUUUACAAGAGACAGUUGGCUGAGGCUCCUGGCGUGAACCGAACCAGAAUACUUGCCUUCAGACAACCCAUCGACCUCGAACCAUCCUCUCCAAUGCCAAUCCUCCGACCAUUUACGAAACAUUCCUCAGGUGGAAACCAGAACAUGAUAAAUGGGGUCAUAAUAAUUGAUGGUUUUAUUGUUAAAACCGUCAACUAUUCCCACAAAUAUUUGUCUCUUUUAUAUUUGGUGAAACCUCACAAGAUGUCAGAGGCUCCUUUCACACCCGAUGUAUACUUGAAUACACUGGAUUGGAGCAGCAGAAACGUCUUGUGUUUUGCCGUUGAAGAUUGGGUAUAUACAUGGAAUCCAUUAGAUGACUCUUUUUCAAUAGUCGCCGAAUUCCAUCUUCGGCAAUGGGGUGGUUUGUUCAAUUCCCAUGUACAGAUAUGGGAUGCUACUACAUCAAAGCGGCUGAGAAUGUUCACACGUGGGCAUCGAUGUCGAGUAGGCGUACUACCAUGGAACAACGAUCAAACCCUAACAACAGGAGGAGCAGACACUUAUAUUGUAAACCACGACAUUCCAAUCCCAUCCCACAUUGUGGAAACCUAUAGCGGCCAUUUCAGGGAAGUCUGUGGCUUGAAAUGGUCCGAGUCAGGACAACGCUUAGCCAGCAAAUGCAAAGACACCAAUUUUUGCUGCUAUCCAAACGUGCCCUUAGUUCACAUAUGUGACAGAUCUAUGGCUUCAUCAACCACCACCACCAACAACAACAAUACCCAGUGGCUUCACAGAUUUGCAGGCCACAGAGGAAGCGUUAAGGCACUUGCUUGUUGUCCAUUCCGGGUUAAUUUGUUAGCUUCCGGCGGACACGACGACGAUAAGUUCAUUAAGCUUUGGGAUAUUGGCAGUGGUGCUUGUGUGGAAUCUGCUAAUGCAGGAUCACAAGUGAGUGGUCUUUUAUGGAACAAGGAAGAGACUGAGUUGUUGAGCUCCCAUGGAGUUCCGUACAAUGACCUCAUACUUUGGAAGUUCCCUUCCAUUAAGAAGAUGGCGAAGCUUAGUAGUCAUAGAGGUAGCAUGGCGGAUAGCCCAAAUGGCUGCACUGUGGCAUCUGCAGCGCUUAAUGACGCGAUGCGUAUUUGGUAUGUGUUUGGAGACUCAUCAAGGAUGGCUAAACCAGCUGCUCCCAAUAUGCCUGCCUCUGAUUAG
Messenger RNA from Neltuma alba, 1359 nucleotides. Its product is annotated as cell division cycle 20.2, cofactor of APC complex-like. The coding region runs from base 1 to 1359 and encodes 452 amino acids. Gene Ontology annotation, cellular component: anaphase-promoting complex. Lineage: Eukaryota; Viridiplantae; Streptophyta; Magnoliopsida; Fabales; Fabaceae. Gene Ontology annotation, biological process: positive regulation of anaphase-promoting complex-dependent catabolic process; positive regulation of ubiquitin protein ligase activity; anaphase-promoting complex-dependent catabolic process. The record is from RefSeq and is a predicted model, not a curated record. Gene Ontology annotation, molecular function: protein binding; anaphase-promoting complex binding; ubiquitin ligase activator activity. The transcript is spliced from 6 exons.